AUGGAGCUCCCCCAUCACUACAACAAGCCUAUUCAGGCUUUCACCUGGAGAGAAAAGGUGAUCCAGCUGGUGCUUCACUCCAAGAAGGAGGUGGAGGUGGAAGAGCUGCUGGUGCAGAAUCUGACCAUGAUCCUCACAUAUAUGAACAGGGUUUUUGUUCAAGUAGUUGCAGAGGCAAAGAAACACCAUGAACCAGCCCAGGUGAGGAAUUAUAGAUGCAACAAUGACCACAACAUCAACUGCACCAGCAUUGCAGAGGUUGACUGGGUUCUCCAUGAGCACUCCCUGGGUGGGAUGUGGUAUGGGAGCUGGACUCAGUUCAAAAUGGAUGAGAACAUGAAGACUGUGGAUGUGGCAUGGAGACUGAUCUAUGUGAUAGCAGACUUCUAUGAUCCAGUGGAGGAUGAGGACGCUGACUUCAGAUACACAUACAAAGAACAUCUGCAAGGCAGUGCUGCAGAUAAAGUCAAGGGAAAGGCACAGGGAGAGGGAGAUGAUAGCAUUGGAGGAGGUCAUCAUGGUGGUGGGUGGAACAUUGCUGACCUCCUGGUGACCAGGAUAAUCAGGGAGGAACAGAUCAUCAGUUUUGUUGUUGCUGUCCCUGUCGAAUGGGGCUAUACUUCUGGGCCUUUGCCUGGGGUUAACUUGCCAGUCAUUUCCAAUGAACUGGGCUGCUCCAUGUACUAG
Molecule: messenger RNA, 687 nt
Organism: Pisolithus orientalis
Lineage: Eukaryota; Fungi; Basidiomycota; Agaricomycetes; Boletales; Pisolithaceae
Exons: 5
Coding region: 1-687 (228 amino acids)
Source: RefSeq, a predicted model, not a curated record